Messenger RNA from Panicum virgatum (switchgrass), 2011 nucleotides. Its product is annotated as WAT1-related protein At2g37450-like. The coding region runs from base 372 to 1442 and encodes 356 amino acids. Gene Ontology annotation, molecular function: transmembrane transporter activity. The record is from RefSeq and is a predicted model, not a curated record. The transcript is spliced from 8 exons. Gene Ontology annotation, cellular component: plasma membrane. Lineage: Eukaryota; Viridiplantae; Streptophyta; Magnoliopsida; Poales; Poaceae.
GAAAACAAGCAUCAACCUCAUGGCUGCGGAGUGCAAAAAAAAUCUGGCAUCAUAGUCGCAGCUAUCGAGAUGCUUUGGACCCACAUGCGUCACGCCGCUCAUCAGCUCGUCCCUGUCUCAGACAUCAGGCGGCAGGGAGCUCAGCCGCCAGCGUAAAAUAUCAUUUGUUCCGUUGUUUAUUAUGGAGCACCGGCGCAAGAAAAUCAUUUGUUCCGUUGUCUCGCUCCCAAUUUUCCGAGCAUCUGUCCAACUGAGCAUCGCAUUCCACAGUGGAAAAAGUGAUGCUGAAAUUUUCUAUUUCUUCUUGAGGCUUCACUCUAGUAGUGUAUACAGAGUACUGCUCAGCUGAAGGCCACAGUCAAGAAACCAUCAUGGAGUCAGCUGCAGACGAGGAGCAGCCUCUGCUUCUUGACCACCGGCAUCUUCCUCCGGAUGAGAGAGCUACAAGGUCAACAGCCGCAACAGAUGCCAACACAUAUGAAUCUCCCAGCAGAAAGCAUGUUGCUGCUAAGCCAGCAGGCGGUUGGAAGGCGCCGAUGGCGAUGGUGCUGGUGGAGCUCUUCCAGACGGGGCUGGUCCUCCUCUCCAAGGUGGUGAUGGGCCAUGGCAUGUUCGUCUUCGCGCUCGUCACCUACCGCAGUGCCAUUGGCGCCGCGUUCCUCUUCCCUUUUGCGCUCAUCUGUGAGAGGGAUAAGUGGAGGGAGAUGAUGAGCUGGCGUGUCUCACGGUGGAUUAUCUUCAACGGGAUCAUCGGGUAUGCGGCGCCGAUAAACCUAUACUACAAUGGUCUCCGGGAUACCACAUCAUCCUACGCCAUCGUAUUUCUUAAUAUGAUCCCUCUCAUCACCUUCAUUCUCUCGCUUGCGUUCAAAAUGGAGAGAUUGAAAUUCGCCACGGUGGCCGGAUCACUGAAGAUAGUUGGCGUCCUGGCCUCUGUUGGAGGCGCAAUGGCCAUAAACCUUUACAAGGGCAACGAGCUGCAUCUUUGGAGGUCCAUUCUUCAGUACCACAAGAAUGAACUGACAGAGGUUGCGAGCAAUCAUGUAAGAGGAACAAUUCUCUUGGUGAUCAGCAUCUUCGCAUAUGCUUGCUGGUACCUGAUUCAGACAGAGGUUAACAAAGUAUAUUCGUACAAGUAUUCGUCAUCCAUGGCGACAUGCCUGGUAGGAGGAUUUGUGACAGCAUUUGUUGGAGUAGUUGUGAGAAGAGAUGGGGACGCAUGGAAGCUUGGAUGGAAUCUAAAACUACUGACAGUUGUGUAUUCGGGGGCUCUUGCAACAGCAGGGAAAUAUAGCCUGGAUUCAUGGGUCGUUGCCAAGCAAGGCCCAGCGUAUCCUCCAAUGUUCACCCCAUUAUCAGUCGUCUUCACUGUUGUAUUGGGCUCCAUCCUAUUAGGAGACAGCAUUACAGUAGGAAGGUUCAACACUAGCUCUGGGAAGUAAGACGCCCUUUGUGGGCAGAUCCACCUCGAUCGUCGACCUUUUUUUUCAGCGAUAUCGAUCAUGAGCUGGAUAGCCGCCAUCCCAUGGUGCAGCUUCGAUCUGAGCGUGCAGCUCGAUUACAAUGCUCAAACACCUCCACCCACCUCGUCAAUGCCGAUCUGCCGGCGUUCCAUACAGUAAUCAUCCACACAGUCUAACAGACAGACUGUUUUGGGAAGGAGCCCCACCCAACCCUAUCAAGGCACAACUUGAACGAACUAGCUGUACCUGGCCUACCAUUUCGAAGGCAGAAACUAAUGCAGGAACGAACAUUUCAGCACUGAAAAUGUUCCCCUCCAAAAGUAAUCACUGAUAAAAAAAAUCAUAUCAAGCAGAUUCACGGAAACGCCUGAAAGAAACAGGUCUCAGUGGCUCAACAUGAUUGUGUUCACUGUUCUGAAAGAAGGUUCAGAGGGCAGUAGAUACAGAAGUAGCCCAUGAAUCACCAAGCGCAGUUAUCUGUAAAACCCAUAUGAAGUCUGCAGUACCACACAUUACUGAAAAUAGCCUUCCUGCAUAUUAACAUUCAA